Messenger RNA from Porites evermanni, 6891 nucleotides. The record is from the annotation of a GenBank genome assembly. NCBI's taxonomy places the organism in Eukaryota, Metazoa, Cnidaria, Anthozoa, Scleractinia, Poritidae.
AUGGAUCAUGUGGUAAAGAUCCUCUGGAUACUGGCUGUCUACAGCGCAAGUUUACAAGACAUGUCUGUCCACGGAAUGGUGGACUUUUCUAGCCCUUGGGAUACUCGCGUCAGCUCUACGUUGGACUUCCUUCAAAGGGAUCCUUGUUGGGGUCUUUCAAGAGGGCCCAAGUGCAAUCAUUCCAUUUUCAGCAAUCUCAAUACCAGGAACAUUAUGCUUUACACUGCUGAAACGCAAAGAAAACUUCGCGUCAUUCUACCUGAUAGAAGAGAGCGUCGCCUCACUUCCGGCUCCUCAAAAAACAAGUCUUAUGAUGCUGUUUUUGUGCUAGAUCCCUUCCCCGACGCAAACUUGGGCCACACCGUUUUUAUUUUUCUCCUCAACUUCAACGUGAGUCGAACUGUCUGCAACAAAAGUAUGAACGGUUUGCACGUAUUUACUGGUAAGUGUAGGUUUUUCAGUAAUCUUGGAUACGCACUUGAUUACAUUUAUCUCUUGCUCCGAUCUAUAUGCGAUACAAUAUAUGCGUGACCUGGUGUAGGCAUUCCAGCCCCAAUAUCGUUCCGCAAUUACUUUUAUUUAGAAGAGUUUUUAAUCUUUCUCUUUCUCUCUCCCUCAGUUAAGUAUCUCGUUAGACUCGGAGAGUGGGUUGAAUGGAAAACUCAAAAACUGAUACAUCUGUGAAACUGAACCAUAAACUGAAGUGGAAAGUGAUAUUGUACUUCAACUUGCAGUGAUAUUUUAAAAGCCGCAUAAGUUUAUUUAGUGUAGAAAAAUUUGAUAAAUAGUUUAAAACUCGCGGUCUGAUAUUGCAAGUACAUUCUCUUAAUAUAGGCUUGAGACAUGCUAUUUUUCAUGUAAAUUGAUUCUUUACUCGACCUUCUAAACUGAAACGAUGAAAUCCUACUACAGUGUACCAUUCUCUUAGCUCUUUAACUCCAGGGGAUGCGAAAUAUGUUUAUAAAAAAAUAAAACAAAUUUAGUGUUGUAAAAUAUUGAAAAACAUGUUAUCGUUCAAAGUUCCGCUGGAGAGGUUUCAUUUGAAAUGGUCACACUAUUUUGUCCACAGCCUAAAAAGUUAGAAUAACUCUACAUUUUGUUCCAUAAUAUGACUCUGAGUUAAAAGUUUCAUCAGUAGUCCUGCUACGUUUCCAGUGUAUUUCGCAGAAAGCGAUUAAAUUGACAAAUUGGCAACUCUAAGCAGUGAAUGUCGUAUAUAUCGGUGUGCUUAGUAUACUUUUUUUCUCUACAGGCCGUGACGAGUGUAUCAGAAGAGUGGAAAAGCGCCACUGUAUAAACCGUUCAGACCGUUUGCAAAAGCAAUUCAAAUGCGAGGUCAACUUCCUGCCGCUGGUUUAUGAAAAGGGUGACCAAUUACGUAAACAGCGUUUAGACUGCCGCCCUCAGCUCGACACUCUCACGUUUGCAAACUGCAGAGCACGGGAGUCCUUCCGACAUCCUUGCAACCCUAAUUCCGCGCGAUGUAAAUCCGCGACUCCUCCAUCGAGGUGCACGUACGAACGCUGUAAUCAUGCUGUGUUGGUAACUGGAGGCUGGAGCCGCGACACGAGCCGUCCACGGUACCGAAACAACCUCCGCAAUGUUUGGAAAUUACUGCAUCACACCAUGGGUUACAAAAAGGAAUCCAUCGUAACCUUUUUCGGGCAGGGCCGCAAAGAAGAUCGUAAGUAACAAGAUUCUCUUUUCUGUUUGUCUUUAUCAUUUAUUUGGCGAAAGAAAAUUACUCGGGCGGCAUGCCUAAUUUUGAGAACAGGCUGAAACUUUUAAUUCACUUUGCAGUCGGUGAAACUUCGUCAAAGUCAUUAAUAAGUGCAGCUACAAUCCUUUUAUUGUCAAAGAUUUUUCGCUUGUUCGCCGUUCUUAAUGACAUUUGCUGUUUCUUAACGAUAACCGAACUUUUCCAUAUCCCAUAUGUAAUUCUUAGGGACAGCUUCACCGGUAGAAUGAUUUGUUGCGUUGGUCAUGAGUUACUUUUCCCCGCUUUCAUGCAACAUGCACCUAUAUGCGGUUUUGCUCGGUAUUCGUUAAUAAUUUGUCGCAACGGGUCGUAGUUAUAAGCGGCUCGAUUUAAAUCCCUAAUGUGCUAAAUUGUAAAUAGGCGAAGUGCUGCGGUAAUUAAUUUUGAAACCGAUACCUUUCACUGUAAUAUUCACAUUUCAACGAGCGGUUUGUUCGCUAGACGAAAUAAAAACAACUUCGCUUAUUAGAAUAAGAAAACACUUUAUUAAAGUGGUUUUUAAUUGCCAAGAAAAUCUACGAAACAUUCACAUUUCAUCUUUACCGCUUAAAGACACAAGCGCGUAUCGGUUGUUAAAAACGUUUUGUGACUUCGUCCUUUCGCAUCUUCUUUUUAACACACCGGCGAAGAAUUGCGAAACUAAAUGACUUAACACAUCUUUACAAUCACUUCAUUAAACCUUAAACUGUUCUCUUUGUGUGAAUUGAUCCAUCUUUCUUGAACCGUAGUUUUUGAGUUUCAUGCAUAAAUUGUUUUGAAAAAGUAUCGAAAAGCAGGUCGAUUCAGCAAACCGAAUCACCGCUUCUUCCGACAAAGGCUAGAAGAACUUAAUAACAGUUUUGAAACUUUCCAGACUUAAAACAAAGAAUCACGAAAAUUGUAAACUGGGUUCGAAAUCAAAACAGUAGGCAAUGGGUGGUAUUUUUAAUAACGUUCUUAAAACAAUGAGGUGGAAUUAGCAAAUCAUGAAACUUUCGAUAUUGUAAUGAAAAAAGAAAUUAAACUCCAUGUUCUUAAGGAGAGCUCAGAGGUGGGGUAAGUUGGAGUCUUUCUUAUUUUGAUGAAGAAAAAAAAUCAUGUGGAGAUUGUUAACAAUAAAAAAGUCUUUACACUUUGCCGCCAUGUAAUGAAGCCGCAUUUUUUUGCAUUCAUCUGUUAAAAAGCUUUUGACUUUUGGAGCUCUCGUAGAUUCCUGUAAGGUUGUAGACUGGCAGAUAUGUUUGGAACUUUCCAGUAAGAGUGUCAAGUAAGAAAUGUAUGCGAAAUUUUUUUUAAUACGCAUUCUUCUCACGUGGAACUCUCUCUUUUUCUCUUCGACGGCAGCUAACAGGCUGAAAACGUGCUAUGUUAUUUUAAGAUUUUAAUUGACCCCCAGAAUAAACAAAAUGGAUGAAACAUAACGUUUAAAAAUACCGCGGCCUUAAUCCUUGGUUCAUUCCAAAAUAACUACUCUAAUUUCGGCAGAAUCGUCCGUGAGUUGUAUUUGGAGAAGCCGAAAGAUGGAUUAUUCUAAUUCAUUAAUUAUAGUUUCACGUACGCCUAUUCUGGCAAGUUUGUGGCCUUCUUCCGUAUUUAACGGAAGCCUUUAUUUUAUUAUUAAAUUAGAAUUUGUUAUUUUUGCUCCAAGGUCAGGCUUUUUAUACUGAAAGGUUUAAUUAAGUAAAUUGAGAUCAUCUUUGACCGCCUCGGCCUGCAAGCACGUACUGAGUUGCAUAUCAUUGCAGCCUCUUUGCACUCUUUUGUUGCUACAGGAUUUGGCCGUAAACUUAGAAAAAAAGAUUAACUAACGGUAUUACUCACACAAUAGGUUAUUCCACCACGCAGCAAAAAUUUUUCCAUAUCGCUAUUCAAAGCACGCACCACAAGGCUACAUUCUUCUUGAACACACUGAACAAAAUCGGAGUUUAUUUUAGAAUUUAGAAGGUUGUAAACCAUGGCCUCUGUUCAAAGUUUCAUUUCAACUCACUCUAAGUUGGAGAUAGUUUUUUCCCAUUACGGUAGCGCUUAUUCUCACCUUAUUCUCGGCGAGUUUGAAGCUGACCUAACACAUGUUUGGUUUCUCAAAAACCUCUCUUGCCCUCACGUAAGAAUUCAAAAACUAACCACUAAUGACUGAGGAAAGAUUGAAGAGUAACUCGCUGAAGUAUGAGUCGAGAUCUUCAAAUAGAGUCCUGAAUCAAAUUCCCUGCUAGUAGAAGCCUGUUUCGCAAUCGCAUCCUUAGAGAAAAAGCCUUCAAAUAUUAUCGAAAAAUACUGAAGAUGAUUUCUCCAGGAGUAGCAAUAACAAAAAAAACGGAAAUCAUAUUGGGGAGAAAAUGGCCGCGAGAAUGAAGACAAUUUCAACGAUCCCGCAGUAGGCAUGAUUCAGUGAUGACUCAAACAGUUACAGUUUUUCGAAGGGUGAAGUUAUCGUCCCUGCAUCGAUUGUGUGAAAAAGUCUUAUUAUCAUUUUUAGGGACUCGAACUGUUGAAUUUCCUGCUGUUCUAAUGUUACGUGGGUCCUUAGUCUUGGAGGUAUUGACUUGACAUUAUAGAGUCAUGCUGUAUAAAAAAACUACAACAUACCUUAACAAACUUAUGCGAGCCAGAAUCAUCGAGUCUUCUUCACCGUUGCAAUGAAUGCUACUGAGCAGUACUUUGUUGUAGGGCUAUUCGUUAUCUUUACAAGGUGGUUUAAAGGUUUACUUUAGCUAAGCUGAAAAAAUUCUGUGUCCUUUAUAAAUAUUUAAAAAAGUGUUACAUGUGGCCCUUGUUGUGAAAACGGAAUGGGGUAAUUGUAGAUUAACGAAUUUGGUUUAUUCACCAACUGAUCAAGCGUUCUCUUAUCCUAGUUGCCGGUCAUCAAGGGCCCAAAUCCUUUCCAGUGAAAAGUUCAACAGUUGUGAAGGAAUACAUCAGGAAAAUAUGUCGAUCAGGGCCUUGUGUGGACACGUUAACUCUUUACUUAACGGGGCCAUCAACUGGCGAUGGCUCUCUCUUGUUCUGGGACAAUGGAGACGGAAUCACGCAAGAUUCUGAGCUCUACUCACCCAGGCAUCUUUUGGAUAAUAUCAAGAACUGCUCAGCAAAACGUAUCUUUCUCGUGGCCGAUUACAGCUAUUCUGGAGCUUUGAUCGAAAAGCUGAAGACUAGAAUGACACGGCAUCCGAAACAAUUUUCUAAUCUCAUGGCUAUUUCGUCCUCAUCGUUGGAGGAACCUGCCUGGCGAAGUGAUUUCACCGACGCGUUUAUCAAGCAUAACAAACAAGGAAUUACCACUACAUGCGUUGCAGAUGUUUUCCAGGUAGGAUCUUUCUCUGUUCAAAGGAAACCCUUACAGUAACUUCUGAUUACACUACUGAGAAUCAACAGACAAUUAUUAGUUCAUUACAACAAGCCCUUCUCUGUUGUCAGGCUUUGCUUCCCAGUCAGUGGUUGUACAGAAAAGUUGUACCGUUCAAUUUGACCAUUCUAAAUAAUAAUUAAAAUGGCAUUUUUGGGUUGUUUCUGCUUCAUUUACGCUCUUUUCUUUUUAUAAGAAUGUUGUUUUUCCGGCCCAGGCUGAAUAUUCUUAUUUUUUCUGCCGACUUGAGGCUGAAAAUAUUCAUAUAUUCUUGUAUCAUUCUGCGGACUUUUCCGUUUAAGAAUAUACUUGGGGUAUAAAUUGCAGUUAAUAGCAAUGGCACGUUUGUUUUCAGUUUCUUUUUGGUGGCUAGUUUUGCCGUUAAUAGAAAGGAAUAGUUUCACGGUUAAUUUAGGCAUAUAAUUUUAUUGUAUCAACAGAUUUUCAACACACAAAAUUAUAUUCCCUUCAACCUUGGGGUUUAUUCUUAUCAUAUUCUAAAGAUUUUGCAAAUUUCAGUCAGGCUCGAGAUUCUUAUAAAAUAUAUUCUUUUAAGUCAGUAUUUUCCUUUUAACAUGGUAUUCAAUUCUGCUCUCAGCGGCUUACUCCUUCCGUGAUCUGUGAUGAUAGUUCAACUGUACUUUUCCUGCAGUACGUUUCCGCGGAACUGCCCUUUUAAUUUUCAAGUAUUUGGUAGAUUUUUGGCAAAUUUUACUUCAAACUGACCCCUCCAAUAUUUACCACUAAUGAACUCAUUUCCGUAAAACAUGCGAAGCUAUACCUUUCAACAAGCUCGCGUCGCGCAAAUUACAUAAGACGGCACGUGCCGUUUUUUCAGUGGUUAACCAGGUCAAUCAGGUCUUCCGCCGGUUUAAGGAGGAAAUUACGCUGGCAUCAGUUCCAUUUUUCCUCUCAGGAAAACAUGUUUCAAAGUAUGUUAGAAGAUAAAAAAUUUCUUAACUCGAUCGUUUUGCAAAAUGUAGAAAAGCAAACGAUACUACAGGAAGAGACCGAUCACAAAGUGGUGUGGUCAAAAACCUGAAGGAAAAAAAGUCGUUUAUGAUGCUUUCUUUUAUCUUCACUUUAUUACUGACAUCGUCUCUGUUAUUGCGUUCAGUUAAAACUUUACUUUGAGGUUGUUCAGAAAAUUGAGGACCGUGCUUAAUUCGAGUUCAAUUUUUACAUUGUAUAUAGAUCAUUUUCAUGUUCGUAACUUUUUUACAACUCUUAUUGCGCAUUGAUCAGUUGACCUUUAGAAAUCAAUAUUCGACGGUGAAAGGUGUGCGUUUUCCCUUACAUCUUUCCAAUGAAUAUCGAAUUGUCCGUGCAACAAAAGUCGAGAGACUGUUGAAAACGGCUGCAAUUUUUGACGUUACAACAAAUGUUCAAUUGGAGAUAAGUACGCAGAAAAUGUAUGGAGAACAGCAGAAAAUAUUUAUCGAUACUGAUUAGAGAGUAUUGGGUUAAAAUAUUCAAGAGAAGGUCAUAGAAAAAUUCAAGUGACUUUCAAGUACUUCUACGUGUAGGAAACCUCACACUGUUAACGUGUGAAGAAGCAUCUUUUAAUUACAGGAUACUCUCAGUGUUUUUCCUGUUUAACAUUUCCUUGUUGUUCUUUUUUCAGAAGGGCAUUCAACCAGAUUUUCAUGCAAAGGGCGCGCAGUCAACACCGCAGAUAGUCCGAAGCAACUCCUCUUCCACCAACACAACUCUUAGUGGACACCCAUGUAACGAACCAUGGAGAAAUGUUACAGCCAGGAGGCCUUGUAAGUUACUUAGGAUAGACGAAUGGCUUAAGCGGGAUGGCUGA